AUGAGCGCAUUCAGCUUCGAAGAAACAAUCUCCGCAUUCAAAGCGCCGCCGGGCACGAAGUUGCAUAUCCUGAACUUGGGCGUCUUGAGCGUUGAUGAAGCAUGGCUGCUCGAGGGCGCAAACGGGAGCUCAGUCAGUAAUCCAAACCCGACCAACAAGCGGCGGGACCUGGGGCUUUUCGCGGCUCUCAUUGAACAUCCCGAAGAUGGACUCAUCCUGUAUGAGACCGGUUGUGCUGAAGACCUGGAUCUGAAAUGGGGAGCUCAGCGAGUCGACCUCUUCCCCAGAACCGUAUACACGGAGGCGCACACGCUCCCGGCCGCGAUCGCAGCAACAGGCAAUUCCAUCGCGGACGUGCGGGCCGUCGUCAUCGGACACCUGCACCUGGACCACGCGGGGGGCCUGGAGCACUUCAAGUCGAGCGACGUGCCCAUCUACGUGCACGAGCUGGAGUUCAAGCACGCGGCGUGGGCGGUGGCGACCAAGAGCGACGGCGGCGUCUACCUGGCCGACUACCUGUCGCUGGACACCUCGGCCGGCCUCGGCCUGAACUGGCAGACGUUCGCGGACCCGCACGUCGAGCUGUUCCGCGGCGUUUCCUUCCACCACGCGCCGGGCCAUACCCCGGGCCUUGUCGCGAUGCAGGUCAACUUGCGCCGCGACGGCACGUUCAUCUUCACGAGCGACCAUGCCAUAGUCAAGGAGAACUACCAUGAUGCCCAGCCGCAGGGAUUCCUGGCCAGGGAUCACGUGUCGUGGAUCCGCAGCUCGCAGAUGUUGAAGCGGCUGCAGCGCAGUUAUCGUGCCACGGUUGUCUUUGGUCAUGAUUUGGAUGUGGUGAAUAAGCUGUGGGCCGAGAAGAGGGUUUGGGAAUGA
Messenger RNA from Exophiala bonariae, 876 nucleotides. RefSeq lists its product as uncharacterized. The transcript has 3 exons. The record is from RefSeq and is a predicted model, not a curated record. The coding region runs from base 1 to 876 and encodes 291 amino acids. Lineage: Eukaryota; Fungi; Ascomycota; Eurotiomycetes; Chaetothyriales; Herpotrichiellaceae.